Molecule: messenger RNA, 3138 nt
Organism: Frieseomelitta varia
Lineage: Eukaryota; Metazoa; Arthropoda; Insecta; Hymenoptera; Apidae
Product: protein gooseberry-like
Exons: 9
Coding region: 565-1644 (359 amino acids)
Biological process (GO): anatomical structure development; regulation of transcription by RNA polymerase II
Molecular function (GO): RNA polymerase II cis-regulatory region sequence-specific DNA binding; DNA-binding transcription factor activity, RNA polymerase II-specific
Source: RefSeq, a predicted model, not a curated record
AGUCAGUGCUCAAGAGGAUAAGGCCUCUCCAGGAAAUCAAGAUCGUAAGCAGUUUUAUAUAUUGUACUUCAGUUUAUUCAAUUUUUUAAAUUUAACAACAAUGUAUAAUGUUUGACGUUUUGUUACAGACACUUCACAACAGCAACAAUUUUUUUGUAUUUUUUGGGGAAAAUCCAACGGUGGCUCUAAAGCCAGAAAUAUUUUCUACACUCUCUACUUCCCCUAAUCUUCUAAGGAUCUUACGAUGUUUCAAAAGUUAAAAAUAAUAUUUUUCACGGCGUUCACUUCCACCAUGAGAUUCUCAGUGGUAUCUAUUUGAUGAGGAUCUUCACGAUAACUUUUCCUGGUCCAGUGCAGCAUUGAUGAUAACGUUCUUCACAUCUAUCGCAUUUAUCAACUUCCAAAUGGAUGGAGAGAAGGUGGAGUAACAUGGACUAUGGAAUUUAGAAAGAAUGAUGCCUGGGUCCUAGCUAAACUAAUGGGCAAGGUCGUGUGAAUCAACUCGGAGGUGUCUUUAUCAAUGGCCGCCCACUGCCGAACCAUAUCCGUUUAAAAAUCGUAGAGAUGGCAGCGGCUGGUGUCAGACCGUGCGUCAUCUCCAGACAGUUGAGAGUUUCUCACGGCUGCGUGUCGAAGAUCUUGAAUCGGUAUCAAGAAACAGGAUCGAUAAGGCCGGGUGUGAUCGGUGGUAGCAAACCGCGGGUCGCGACGCCGGAAGUGGAAGCGAGGAUCGAAGACAUGAAGAGACAGAAUCCAGGAAUAUUCAGCUGGGAAAUUCGCGAGAAAUUGAUAAAGCAGGAUGGUAUCUGUGACAAAGCGUCUGCGCCCUCAGUUUCCAGUAUCUCGAGACUUCUUCGUGGUCCUACGAAUCAGACUCGUCCUGGAGACGAUCCUCGAAGAAAUCAUUCCAUCGACGGAAUACUCGGAGGGAGCAGCGGCGACGACUCGGACACGGAAAGCGAGCCAGGAAUUGCGUUGAAGAGGAAACAGCGUAGAAGUAGGACUACGUUCACCGGCGAACAGCUUGAACAACUCGAGGCAGCUUUCCAUCGGACACAGUAUCCCGAUGUGUACACCAGAGAAGAAUUGGCUCAAAAAACGAAUCUAACCGAGGCACGCGUGCAAGUGUGGUUCAGUAACAGACGAGCCAGGCUUCGCAAGCAAUUAAACAGCCAACAGUUGAACGCUUUUAACACAAUGAGCUUGCAGUCGUUUCAAACGCAGCACUACGGUAGCAGCGCCGAGAGUUACCAGAGCUACGGCCAGGCAUCGGUGGCUGCAGCCGCAGCAACCACUGCCAGUUAUUCUCAACAUUACAACUAUAGCGAGAAUUACUACGCUGCUCAGCAACAAUGGCCGAGACCAACCGCGGAGAAUUAUGGGUUGUUCAACGCCUCUCACUACGGCAGCAGCAAUCUGGCUUCUAAUCUGACUUCCAGCAACUUGAACCUGGGCAGCCUGAGCGGUAGCGUCAGCCCCACAGCCUCGAACAUGAGCGCGUGCAUGGUCCAAGGCGCGUCCUCGGGGGUUCCAACCCCGGCAGGGAUAAACCACCACGUGACGCCUCACAGCCCCAGCGAGGCAAAGAGCGGCUACCCUUAUUUAGGGGGAAUCGAGUCGCAGGUCUGCGGCAGAGUUCACUGAACCGGUGGUGAAUCACGAUCAAAAUGGCGGAGAUGAAGAAACUUGAAAUUAAACGAUUGAAUUCCAUUCGAGCACAAAGAGAAAGUUGCUCGAAAGAGAGAGAGAUGUUGUAAAAUUUGUAAAAUUGUAGAAAUUUGUCUGUUUGGGAGAAAACGUGUUCGAGAAGAAGACGAGAGUUUCGGGGACGGAAACUCUCUUUUGUCGGUUCAACGCUGUAAGAGAUUCUAAUGAGCUUUAAAAAUAUGCGUUGAAGUGACUGGCCAUUUUCUGUGGUGGUAUUCGUUAGAAAUUUCCUGGAAGAUGCAGCGUUACUUUUGCAAGGAAGUGUUAGCGGCUACUUUUAACACCGAGUGAUAUAAAUAUUAAAUUCGUAGCACGCUGCUCCACACGGGAAAUCAAAUUGCAAUUCUGUACGCGACGAUACGCGAAUGUGUAUAUAUAACUAUAAUGCUAUUGCCGGUUUUUGUCGCCUUUUUUCUUUGUUUGUUUGUAGAGAUUUUAAAGUCGAAGCCGAGUUAAAGACUUGUCAAACGACGAGAUGUACAUAUCUAUCGAUUUAUUAUACGCGACACAAAGGAUAGUCCUUGCAGCUAUUUUCAUUGUUAGAAAGAAAACGCAUUGAAAUCGCAGUCUCGCGCAAUGUGUUUCAAAGUAAAUAUUUAAAUAUUUAAAGAUAACAAGCGUAACGUAAGAUGUACUAACAAUCGUGUGCCUUAACUUUGUUUUCUGCGAGAAUAUUAAAACGCACGUAGUUGUUUAAUAAACAAGUUGUUAAGAAGUCGUAAAGUUUAUUGGUAAGGUGCACGUACUAUCCAUUAUCCUCUGCGAGUUCAAUUCGCUCUUCAUUCUUCACUGUUUCAGGGAGAUCUAUCGAUCAUCGAUCCAAGAUACUAAAUAAAUCCUCCCGGAGAAAUUUAAAUGUAAUCGAACACCAAGAACAGAACUUUAAGAAAAUUAAGAUUACAAUUGAAUAAAAUUGAAUAAAAUUAAUUCCCAGACCUUCCAGAAUUUCCAACCUUUUUCACGAAAGUCAAAGUCAUCAUUCGUUGUUAUUUCCUUCCCUCAACGUAACGUGAAACUUACGAACUGAUAAUCCUUGUAAAUACAUCGUUUGAUAUCUAAUGUAGAGAUACAUGUUACAAUAAAGUAAGUUAAAAAAUGCCAACGAAAUAAAGUAUAUACUACAUAUUGACACGCAUAAUUUUCAGGUCGCACGGCGUCGGAAAGAGUUCAUUACUGCAUUUAUCAUUUAACCAGCAGUACACUUAGUGUUUCUCAAUAUUUUCGACAUUUAAUAAGAGUCCUAAACAAACGUAGAUGUAAAUUUGAACAAACAACACGUGUUCUUUCACUAAAUACACAGUAAGAUUAAAAAUUUUACGAAGUUUCUAAGCAGUUCAACAUUUUUGUGAUUGUUUAACAACUACUCAGGCCAUGAAUAAAUCCAACGUCUUGCAACUGCCUGUUUUCUCUUGCAAAUUAGAGUGAUCGUCG